UUUUUUCUCUCCGGUUCGAGCAGGUCUUAAUGUCCGGAUCAAGCGCUUUGUUCUUUAUAUAGAGCGCGAGCUUAAAGGGAAUAGAGCACGCGCGAGUUCGCGAUGGACUUCCGCGGCCUUUUUCCUUUGAAGUCUAAGCUAAGUGGCUAGCGUGUAGACAAACUCAGAGCCGGCGGUUAGCUUCGAGCUAACAAACAUUCAACAACUUCAAUGUAAAUAAAAUAAAAAACCCCAGACACGGAAUAAAGACCGGAAUCUACAGCUCGCGGUUGUGAGAGAAAUGUCAGAAAUCAGGCGUGAGACAGGAGGAUAUUAUACAGAUCAUCCGUUUGGUCAUUUGAUCGACUCUAUACCAAACGAGAAAAAUGAAGUCCGGAAAUAUUUUAAUCCACAGAAGCUUGGAGAUCCCAAGUAUGAGCGGCUCCCGUACGCCGUCCGCGUGCUGCUCGAGGCUGCCAUCCGGAGGUGCGACGGCUUCUACGUGAAGCAGGAGGACGUGUACAGCAUCCUGAACUGGGAGGAGCGCCAGAACGAGGUGGAGAUUCCAUUCCCCCCGGCGCGAGUGCUGUUGCAGGACUUCACGGGCAUUCCCGCUAUGGUGGACCUGGCCGCCAUGAGAGACGCCGUCGCCAAGAUCGGCGUCGACCCCGACCUCAUCAACCCCAAAUGUCCUACUGACCUUAUAGUAGAUCACUCACUACAGAUUGACUUCAGCAAGUGUUCCAUUCAGAAUGCCCCGAAUCCUGGGGGAGGGGAUGGGCCGGGGCCCCGCUCAGUUCCUGGGCGUCCAGCUCCACGGGGGCAUCACGCCAGCAGCAGUGGUCAGUGUGGAGGACAGAGAGGAGGCUGCUCCAAGGGCUCCUGCUCCGACCCUCCAACCAGAGCCACCGCAGUACAGAUAGAGAACACACCACUUCUGUGCCCUUUCCACCUAAAGCCUGUGUCUGAGCCGGAGACGGCUCUGAAAAACCAGGAGCUGGAGCUCAUACGCAAUAAAGAAAGACUUGAGUUCUUUAAGUGGUGUUCAAAAGCGUUUCAGAAUGUCAGCGUGGUCCCUCCGGACAUUGGCUCGGUCCAUCAGGUGAAUCUGGAGUACCUGUCUCGCGUGGUGCAUGAGAGUGAGGGGUUCGUUUACCCUGACAGCGUUGUGGGGACCGAUUCACACACUACCAUGAUCAAUGGUCUCGGCAUACUCGGCUGGGGAGUUGGAGGUAUAGAGUCCGAGGCGGUAAUGCUGGGUCAGCCGGUCUCUUUCACACUGCCACAGGUUGUUGGCUGUAAGCUCAUUGGCUCAGUCAACUCUCUGGCCACAUCUAUAGACAUCGUCCUUGGGAUCACAAAGCAUUUACGGCAGGCCGCAAUCGCUGGGAGGUUCGUGGAAUUUUUUGGUCCAGGUGUGACUCAGCUCUCUGCUGCAGACCGAACCACCAUAGCGAACAUGUGUCCCGAAUACAGCGCCACAGUCAGCUUUUUUCCAGUAGACGACGUCACAAUCAAGCACUUUAAACAGACCAACUUUACAGAAGAGAAACUAGAAUUUUUGGAGACUUACCUUAAAUCCAUGAAGCUGUUUCGAGCCUCUGCUGACCAGUCAGAAGAUCCGCAUUAUACUGAGGUGAUCGAAAUAAACCUGAGUUCCAUCGUCCCGUACGUCAGUGGACCCAAACGACCACAGGACCGAGUUUCAGUCACCUGCAUGAAGGACGAUUUCCUUAACUGCCUCAAUGAAAAGGUUGGUUUUAAAGGCUUCCACAUCCCGAAGGAAAAGCAGAACACCGCGGUUCCGUUUCUGCACGCCGGCACCGAAUACUCGCUUUCUCACGGUUCGGUCGUCAUCGCUGCCGUCAUCAGCUGCACCAACAACUGCAACCCUUCGGUCAUGCUCACUGCAGGUCUCUUAGCAAAGAAAGCAGUGGAGGCUGGUCUUUGUGUGAAACCAUACAUCAGGACCAGCCUCGCUCCAGGAAGUGGCAUGGUUACACACUACCUCAAUGCCAGUGGAGUGCUGCCUUACCUCAGCCAGCUUGGGUUUGAGGUGAUCGGUUAUGGGUGUGCCACCUGCGUAGGAAACACGGCACCUUUACCGGAAUGUGUAGUAGACGCUAUCAAACAGGGGGAUCUGAUCGCCUGCGGUGUGUUGUCUGGGAACCGGCAUUUUGAAGGCCGUCUCUGCGACUGCGUCCGAGCCAACUACCUAGCCUCACCCCCUCUGGUGGUGGCAUACGCCAUCGCGGGGACGGUCGGAAUCGAUUUCGAGAACGAGCCGCUCGGUGUGAACAGUGAAGGUAAGAAGGUGUUCCUGAAGGACGUGUGGCCAACUAAAGAAGAGGUGCAGGACAUUGAGGAGCACAAGGUCAUCGCCUCGAUAUUCACAGAGCUCAGGAGCAGAAUGCAGAAAGAGAGCACGUUUUGGAACAAGUUGGACGCUCCGGACGCUGUGUUGUUCCCGUGGGAUCCCAAGUCCACGUAUAUUCGCUGUCCUCCGUUCUUCAACAAACUCUCUAAAGACCUUUGUCCUCCCGGGUCCAUCGAGAAUGCUCACGUUCUUCUGUUCCUGGGAGACAAAGUCACCACUGACCACAUCUCUCCUGCAGGGAGCAUCGCUCGGGUCAGCUCUGCCGCCAAGUACCUACAGAGCAAACGCCUGACCCCUCGCGAAUUCAACUCGUACGGCGCACGGAGAGGGAACGAUGCUGUGAUGACUAGAGGGACUUUCGCCAGCAUCAAACUCCUGAACCUUCUCGUCGGCAAACCCGGCCCCAAAACCGUGCACGUGCCUUCGGGACAGACGCUGGACGUGUUCGAGGCGGCGGAGCGCUACCAGAGAGAAGGCAUUCCGCUCAUCAUCCUGGCAGGGAAGGAUUACGGCUCGGGCAACUCUCGAGACUGGGCAGCUAAAGGACCUUACCUACUGGGGGUGCGAGCGGUGAUCGCCGAGAGUUUCGAAAGGAUGCACAAGAACCACCUGGUAGGAAUGGGCAUCGCUCCUCUGCAGUUCCUCCCUGGCCAGAGUGCUAAAAGCCUGGGGCUCAGUGGAAAAGAGCGAUUCUCGAUCCCCAUCCCGGAGCAGAUCACUCCUCAACAGGAGCUGACCGUGCAGACCAGCGCUGGGAAGAGCUUCAGUGUGGUAACUCUCUUCGAGAACGAGAUGGAUGUGGCCUUCUACAGACACGGAGGGGUUCUGAAAUACGUGGCUCGCAGUACGCUGAAGUAACGCCUUUUUCUCAGAUGAUCCACGCGGUCCGUCUCUGGAGAACGUUUGAGUUCAGACUGCAGAUCUCCAGUCACCUUCACCUGCAGAUCCUCAGCUUUUUCAAAGGGCCGGCGUCGUCCCGGCAACGGCUUCUGAUGACACUUUUUUUUUUUUAAUACCUCAGAUUCUGCCGUGCCUGUUUUCUGCUGUUUCACUUUUCCUUAAGUCUCCUGGAGGAUCUACAUCUUUUCGUUUCCUUUCUUUCUUGCACUUAACAAUAGCUGCGCUGUUUUGUUGUCAAUCCUGCCGUCCCACAGAGAUGCGAAAGCUGGUGCAUGUCCGCAGUUCCUGCUAAGCACACGUUGUUUGGGAAGGGGGCGUGGGGGACUGGUGCUAGGCUCUCACACAACUACAUAAUGUCCAGUGUCCACACACACACACACACACACACGUUGGUGCUUUAGCGCUUGCAGGCCAUUACACUGAGAUUCUAGCGGGUUUUUUUUAAACAGACGAUAGUUUAAGCGUACGACGUCAAGCACUCACACACAAAAAAGGCAUAUUACAUAUUUCUUUUCGAUCCCAUCCAAAUCAUCGGUUUGUUAUUUCGGGUCACUGAAGGAUCCUGGAUGUAAUGACUGAAAUAAAUCUAGGAUCAUUACUGUUCCUUCAGUGGUGCAUUACAGGAGAAGGCACUUAUUAACCGUUCGAGUUCAAUCACAGAACAGAAAACCAAACUUAUAAAAACUAAGCCAACAAAGCUUUCGUUCAACUCGUAAUUCCACGUUCGGAAUCACACCUAGCGACACACAUUCAUUCCUGAUUCGUAAGUACUAUAACAUGAGGACCAGUGGGAAAACGGCUGUGAUAACGAGAACAGCCGGAAUGUCGAGAUCACAAGAAAAUUAAUGUCGAAAAUAAUAAAAUGGAAAAAAAGUUUUCUCGUGAUCGCGCCUUAAUUUUUUUCACAACAAAAUUAAGUCACGAUCACGAAAAAGAAACAAAUAUUCUAAUGCACGCGUCUUUGGACUUCUGUAUACAAGUCCUGGUUCCAGACAACUAAGUUUUUUGUUUUCUUUUCAAAUAGAGCUUACGAAUUUGGGAAAAUCAAGCUUCGAGUGCACCAAUAAACUUCGUCUACACUCUUUAUUCGAAUGUUCUGAGGAGCCAAAAAUCCAAUCACAUCCAGGACAGUUCUGAUAAUAACUGCUCCUUUUAUGAACAAAGCCAUCUCGAGUCCCAGAUUGCUGACGAUGAUGAUGAUGGUGGUGUGAUGGUGAUGCUUAUUUUGCCAAACCAGAAUUAAAGCUAUCAUUUUGUCUUCCCCUUUUAAUAAUGUAAAAAAAAAUAUCUGCCUUGAAAUCUUUUUUUUUUUUUUAUGCAUCUAAAACCGUACACCAGACGUGUUCGACUGAAAUAACCGCGUCGAGCAGUUACGGAUGUAGCGCUGUUCCUACAGGUUUUGCAGCGUUUGUAGAUGACAGUAUGCAGCCACACCUGAUUAUUAGAGACAAUUGUGGGAAAGAUGGAACACAAAAAGAAUUGUUGAGUUUUGCUGUUGUAAAUCAUUUUUAAUAAACAUUAUCAAGAA
Silurus meridionalis is the source of this 4784-nucleotide messenger RNA. RefSeq names its product iron-responsive element binding protein 2 (gene ireb2). Gene Ontology annotation, biological process: citrate metabolic process; tricarboxylic acid cycle. The record is from RefSeq and is a predicted model, not a curated record. Gene Ontology annotation, molecular function: 4 iron, 4 sulfur cluster binding; aconitate hydratase activity; iron-responsive element binding. Gene Ontology annotation, cellular component: mitochondrion; cytosol. The transcript has 22 exons. Bases 281 to 3214 code for a protein of 977 amino acids. Lineage: Eukaryota; Metazoa; Chordata; Actinopteri; Siluriformes; Siluridae.